UUAUCCACAGAGAGCCAUUGCUCGCAAUCUGCUGAAGAUUUAUUCGACAAAUUAAUGAGUAAAUACAACCGAUUGAUUCGACCAGUAGCUAAUGAUUCAGAGGUGCUGGAUAUAUAUAUCGGCCUUGCCCUGUCACAGCUUGUUGAUAUCGAUGAGAAGAAUCAGAUCAUGGUUACAAGUAUCUGGUUAAAACAGCAAUGGAAGGAUUACAGACUAGUGUGGAACCCUGAAGACUACGGGGGUAUAACCUACAUCCAUUUUCCCAUCGAGGAUCUAUGGGCACCGGAUCUGGUUCUUUAUAAUACAGCGGAAGGUGCAUAUGCUGUAGAGGUGCUGAACAGUGCCACGGUGUUCUACGAUGGGUUAGUCACUUGGAAACCACCAGCCAUCUUUCGCAGUUCUUGCGGCAUCGAUAUUGAGUACUUCCCCUUCGACGAGCAGCGCUGCAUCAUGAAAUUCGGUUCCUGGACCUACGCCGGUGACGUCGUUGACCUGAUCGCUCUGAAGGCCAACGUCGAACGAGAGAACUACCGAGAGAAUGGUGAGUGGGAGAUCGUGGAAGCACCCGCAGCCAGGUCCGCCAUCAAGUACCCCUGCUGCACGGAAAUCUACAUCGACGUCACCUACACAUUCGUGCUGCACAGGAAUCCUUUGUUCUACAUCAUCACCUUGGUGAUCCCCUGUGUGCUAAUCUCGUUGAUGACCGCCUUGGUGUUCUACCUUCCCUCCGACGCUCAGGAAAAGAUCACCCUCUCCAUCUCCGUUCUCCUUGCUCUGAUUGUGUUUCUCCUCUUGAUCCCUUCCCUCAUUCCACCAACCUCAAAGACCAUACCCCUCAUCGGUCGAUACAUGCUUUUCACAAUGGCCAUGGUGUCUCUGUCGAUCCUUGCCACAGUCGUCACCAUCAACGUCCACUUCCGCAGCAUCACCACCCACGAGAUGCCUCCAUGGAUGAAGAAGUGGUUCUUGGAUUACCUACCUCGGGCGUUCUGCAUGGAGAGACCUGAUGGACUGAAGGCUAGGAAGGAGAAGAAGAUGAAGAAGAAGCUGCAGAAGGAAGCGAUCAGGAAGUACAACAACCCUUACAUGUACUCUCCCUCUUCAUCGUCAGGCGUGUGGGAAGAAAGAUCCGGGAACUAUGGUCAGAAUGGCAACUACAGAAUGUAUAAUGGAAAACCCUACAAUAAACUAGAGCUCCGAACGAUCACACCAUCCCUACGGGAAGAGAUCGAAGGCCGUGAAGUAGAGAACACCACGAUGCGACGAUUUCGAGCGGACUCAAGCGAUUCCGACGACGGUAGCUCAAGGAGUCGUGAACGAGAGUGGAAAGCGCUCCUCGGAUCUCUUCAGUAUAUCAAAGAUAACAUCAAUUACGAGGAUGAUGUUGACCAGUCGGAGGAAGACUGGAAAUUCGUAGCCUUGGUCAUCGACCGUAUCCUUCUAUGGGUCUUCCUCUUCGUAGCCGUUCUGGGUACGAUAGUCGUCUUCAUCGAGGCACCCAUCUUCUGGGAGAAGAGCGAUACCCAUCCCAAAAUCGUCUACGAGGAACCCAUCCUCCUUUCCAGUCUAACAUCCGCCGAAAUAAAAGCAGGGGCAACCGCAUGAUAGCUGCUGAACUAUCGACGUCAUUAUAAGAAGGACAUUGGAAUCCACCGUUACGCCAUGAUUUAGCCUUUGCACGGAUGACAUUUUAAAGAAAGGAAUUCCUCUUCGAUUAAGAGGUCCGUAUUCUAAAGUCGGUUUAAUUUAAACUUUGGUUUAAAGUUGUGGGUUAACUAUGGAAUAGCGAUAGCGGCAUAAAUCUAUAAAAGUAUGAUUUCAAAAUUAUCAGCCCGUUUUACUCUCAAAUCAUUCUUAAAGGAUAAGUCCACCUCAACAAAAAGUUGAUUUAAAUAAAAAGAGAAAAAUCCAACAAGCAUACGCUGAAAAUUUCAUCGAAAUCGGAUGUAAAAUAAGAAAGUUAUGAUAUUUUAAAAUUUUGCUUAAUUUCACAAAACAGUUAUGCACAUCCUGGUCGGUAUGCAAUGACGACACUGAUGACGUCAUCCACUCACUAUUUCUUUUGUACUUUAUUAUAUGAAAUAUGAAAUAUUCAAAUUUUCUCCUCUUUGUCAAGCGAAACACCGAUUAAUUCUUCCCUGAACAUGUGGAAUUAGCAUUGUUUGAUACUAUGGUUCAUUCAAGUUGGUCCUUAUUGUCAAAUGUGUAAAAGAUGAAAUAUUGUAUAAUUCAAACAAUAAAAAACAAAAGAAAUAGUGAGUGAAGGACAUCAUCGACAGUCUCAUAUGCUUGUCACUGAAUUGUGCAUAUCACUGUUUUGUGAAAAAUAAACUAAACUUUAAAAUGUCAUAACUUUCUUAUUUUACAUCCGAUUUUGAUGAAAUUUUCAGCAUUAUGCUAAUUUGAUUUUUCUGUAUUUAUUGAAAUCAACAUUUUUCUGGGGUGGACUUGACCUUUAACUGUUUCGGAAGGAUAAAUACGAUAGUUUUCUUCACCAUUCAACAUUUAGGAAAGAGCACAGCAAACAUAAUACAAUAUAAGGACAAUUUCGACAUUUUGGGCUUUCCAUCAUUUUUGCACAGAAGUAGACCAUAUUGUCUAAGUUAAACCUGACAUCAGAAUAUGGCCAUAGUGUUUAUACUGUACGUGUAGUCGUUAGAUUGGAAACGAUAUUAUUUGGGCUUUAGGCUUACCAAUAUUUUCUUUUGAACUAUUAUAUAGAAGGGAAAAAAGAAAAGAAAGCGACGUCAGUUUUAGAUCGCCUUGUUCCUUUUAUCGGAAAUUCUGGCGCCGCCCCUAAUUUAGACCACGGAGAAACUAUUUGCAUCUUCUGAAGUACACGGCAUGUUUUCAGUACCACUGUUAACAGGUCAAUACUCAUCAUUUCAACUGUCUUGCUCAGACUUACUUUUAUUAAUUAGAAAGUGUGCUGGUGUAGUGCUUUGAUUCUCGCCUUGCCUCAGAGGGUCAUUUGUUCGAAUCCCACCGCGGUUUAAUCGUCCUCUUGCAAGACUUCAAUAUACACUAUCACACUCUCAGGUAUAGGAUUCGAAAUCCGAUAUGGCAUCCCCGGGCACUGUUGCACAAAAGUUACCAUUAUGGUAUUUUGCCAACCAGUUGUAACUUGCAUUUGAAUCCUUGAUUUUGAUUGGUUGUUGAGCGUUGUUACCAUGGUAGUUACAAUUGGAUGGUAAAGUUACCGUAAUAGUAACUUUUAUCCAACGGGGGCAUGGUAUUUGAGCUUGAAGUCACUAGCCUAACACAGGAUGACGGUACACACAAUAUGUCGAAAGUGGGUUGAAACCGGCGUCAGAGGCGGCUGGAAAAAAAGUACUUGUUUGCUCUGUUUAUACAUUGUAAAUAUAUCGUCAGCGACACAGGAACGGCAAUAAAAGGCAAUGACCCGCCCUUGUUAACCAAUUUAUUACUUUUCUAAUUAUUUACUGCAUAUUGAUGAAAUGUAUAAAUAAAGUGUAAAUAGACAAUUAGGCUGUAUAUUUUUAGUGACCUACAAUGAUUAUGUAGAAUUUACAUAUUUUUUGUAGCAUUUUGAAAAGUCUUUUUUAUACUUGUAAAUAGUUUAUUUUACUGAACAAAUUAACGAUGACGCUCCCCGGCCAGCGUAUUACGCUAUUAAUUUGAUCAAUUUUAUGAACAAGAUAAUUCAUUACUGUUAUAUGCAACGUCAUGCACUUGUAAAAUGUGCUUAUUUCUUUCUUGCACUGAUCUUCUGAUAAAACCAAAGCCAUUAACAUUUUGUGUAUUUUUUCUUAUUAUCUUAAUAAAUACCUGCUCGUCUUUGGCUCAAUGAGAGUACACAGUUGACAUGUAAGAAUGUCAUAGAAUUAACGUUAUUCUGGCAGAAUUUCGCAUGACUGCAUUUAAUAUUAUUUUUAAUCUGUUCAGAAGUUGUUUCACGUCUACUAUGUGUGCUAUCUGUCUUUCAAUAUCAAGAGAACAAUUUCCAUCUGCAUGACUGUAUCAUUGUGCCUUUUAUUCUUUUUGUGACAUCAUGAUUUAUGUGUGACUUGUGAUGGAACUAAUAAAAGGAUACACAUAUUAAA
Molecule: messenger RNA, 4064 nt
Organism: Lytechinus pictus (painted urchin)
Lineage: Eukaryota; Metazoa; Echinodermata; Echinoidea; Temnopleuroida; Toxopneustidae
Product: neuronal acetylcholine receptor subunit beta-3-like
Exons: 6
Coding region: 55-1605 (516 amino acids)
Biological process (GO): signal transduction; nervous system process; chemical synaptic transmission
Cellular component (GO): plasma membrane; postsynaptic membrane; synapse
Molecular function (GO): transmembrane signaling receptor activity; acetylcholine-gated monoatomic cation-selective channel activity
Source: RefSeq, a predicted model, not a curated record